This is a messenger RNA of Periophthalmus magnuspinnatus, 1431 nucleotides long. It is a transcript of the gene agtrap, whose product is annotated as angiotensin II receptor-associated protein. Gene Ontology annotation, cellular component: plasma membrane. Lineage: Eukaryota; Metazoa; Chordata; Actinopteri; Gobiiformes; Gobiidae. The coding region runs from base 114 to 608 and encodes 164 amino acids. The record is from RefSeq and is a predicted model, not a curated record. The transcript has 5 exons. Gene Ontology annotation, biological process: regulation of blood pressure; angiotensin-activated signaling pathway.
GGGAUUCAAGGAUUUUUUUGAAACAAAAAAGUUGCACAGUUUCUUCAUGUAGACUGCAAAAGUUUACAACAGCGAGUCGGAUCAAGUUACUUUGAUUUUACUUUAGUCUUGGCAUGGAAAUCCCAGCUAUUAAUCUAAAGGCAAUAGUACUAGUUCACUGGCUGCUUACAGUAUGGGCCUGUAUGGCGUGGCUUCCCCAUUCAUAUGCAUGGGGAAACUUCACUGUCUUGGCUAUCGGAGUGUGGGCCAUUGCACACAGGGACUCUAUUGAUGCAGUGCUUAUGUUUUUACUGGGGACAGUUGUGACAAUAUUGACAGACAUUGUCCAUAUUGCGAUUUAUUACCCCGCACGUGAUCCGGUGAUACCAGAUGUGCUUCGUUUCAGUGCAGGGAUGGCUAUCCUCAACCUGCUGCUCAAGCCUGCAUCAUGUUUUUUUGUCUAUCAAAUGUAUAAAGAGCGAGGAGGAGACUACAAUGUCAACUUUGGUUUCCCCACAGUAUCAAGAAACCGAGACGCUUACCAAUCCAUAGACCAGCAGGAUCAAGAAUCCACAAGCCCAGCCAAUCCCUUCAACCAGGCCCAAGACAAACCCACCCGGGCGUACUAAAAAUACAUUUGCAAUGGCACAUACCGUAUCAUCCUUUUGGAUAUGUAUCAGUGUUACUGCCUUGUAAAUUCUGUUACUUCACUGUGUUACUUGAUGAUGGUACUGAAAGGUCUGCACAGUACACUAUUUAGAAGCACUGAUUGCCCAUUCAGUAAAGAAGUGGAUACACUGGUCAAGAAUACCGUUUAAGACUAUUAGUUAGCUUUUCAUAUUGUUGUGUUAUAGUUGUUCAGAGGAAUGUUUGCUUCUCAUUUGUUUUUGCCUCAGUUGCUUAAAUGCGAUGAGUUCCCAUUUUACAGUAGUAGACACUCCAUUUAUUUUUUGGACAGUAUUAGAACAUAAGACAUGUACUUAUAUAAGACAUUACUUUUAAAAUUGUGAAAACUGGGUAUACUCCUAUGUAUGAAGUGCCACUUUGCAGGCAACCUAAUGUCUUGCACAACAUAACUAAAUAAAGUAGAGACUGUUUCUUCUAAAGCAUAGGUUGCUCCACUAAACUAGGCUUAUCAGUAUUGUGGGUGCAAUUUAGUAUUACAAUUUUUUUUUUUUUUCAAAAGUAGGCUACUCUGUUGCUUUGACACAAAUUCUUCCAUUUGUAAUUUCUGCUUCCAUGGUCAUGUAUACAUUUCACACUCUGAGAGCUACUGGUUAAGUUUAAGUCACUGUUGCAUUGUUCUAUUGUACGUUCUGUCCUUGGUUGAAUCAUUCUUGUUGGUGCAUAUUUGUGUGAUGGUUGUUGAUGGGAGUGUGUGGUGCAAGGUCCUUAUAGGAGAAUCUGUUGCCUUGGGUUGUUUUGUAUGAAUGAAUAAAUAUGCCAGAGGCC